Messenger RNA from Enhydra lutris kenyoni (northern sea otter), 1842 nucleotides. RefSeq names its product ZPR1 zinc finger. The coding region runs from base 4 to 1386 and encodes 460 amino acids. Gene Ontology annotation, molecular function: zinc ion binding. Gene Ontology annotation, cellular component: cytoplasm; nucleus. The record is from RefSeq and is a predicted model, not a curated record. The transcript has 14 exons. NCBI's taxonomy places the organism in Eukaryota, Metazoa, Chordata, Mammalia, Carnivora, Mustelidae.
GCCAUGGCGGUCAGCGGGGCUGUGGAGCCCGGGCCACCGGCGGCUACUGCCGCUCCCUCGCCCGCCCCGGCCCGGGCUCCAGCCCCCGAGCACUUGUUCCGGCCUAUCAGCGCUGAGGACGAGGAGCAGCAGCCCACCGAGAUCGAGUCGCUGUGUAUGAACUGUUACCGCAAUGGCACGACGCGCCUCCUGCUCACCAAGAUCCCUUUCUUCAGAGAAAUAAUCGUGAGCUCCUUUUCCUGCGAGCACUGUGGCUGGAACAACACCGAGAUCCAGUCGGCUGGCAGGAUCCAGGAUCAGGGAGUGCGCUACACUUUGACCGUCAGGGCCCAGGAGGACAUGAACAGAGAAGUGGUGAAAACGGACUCUGCCACCACAAGGAUCCCGGAGCUGGAUUUUGAAAUUCCUGCCUUCAGUCAGAAGGGAGCUCUGACCACUGUCGAAGGACUGAUCAGCCGUGCAAUCUCUGGCCUGGAGCAGGAUCAGCCUGCCCGAAGGGCAAAUGAAGAAGCUGUAGCUAAAAGAAUUGAUGAGUUCAUUGUCAAACUGAAAGAGCUAAAGCAAGUGGCCUCUCCUUUCACUCUGAUCAUUGAUGAUCCCUCAGGGAACAGCUUUGUGGAAAACCCCCAUGCUCCCCAGAAAGAUCAUGCCCUCGUGGUCACACACUAUAGUCGGACUCCACAGCAGGAAGAAAUGCUGGGGCUCCAGGCUGAGGCGCCACCAGAAGAGAAGCCAGAAGAGGAGGAUCUCAGAAACGAAGUGCUGCAGUUCAACACAAACUGUCCAGAAUGCAAUGCUCCGGCUCGGACCAACAUGAAGCUAGUUCAAAUCCCCCACUUUAAGGAGGUUAUCAUCAUGGCUACCAACUGUGAGAACUGCGGCCAUCGGACCAACGAGGUGAAAUCUGGAGGAGCGGUAGAGCCCUUGGGCACCAAGAUCACCUUCCAUAUCACAGAUCCCUUAGAUCUGACCAGAGAUGUGCUCAAGUCUGAGACGUGUAGUGUGGAAAUCCCGGAGCUGGAGUUUGAACUGGGAAUGGCCGUCCUGGGGGGCAAGUUCACCACAUUGGAGGGGAUACUGAGAGACAUCCAGGAGCUGGUGACCAAGAACCCUUUCACACUGGGUGACAGUUCCAAUCCUGGCCAGAUGGAGAAACUGCAGGAGUUUAGCCGGAAGUUAGACCAGAUCCUUCAGGGUGACAUGAAGGCCCACUUUAUUAUGAAUGAUCCAGCAGGAAACAGCUACUUUCAGAAUGUGUAUGCACCUGAAGAUGAUCCUCAAAUGAAGGUGGAGCAUUAUGAGCGCACAUUUGCCCAAAACGAGGAGCUAGGGCUCAAUGACAUGAAGACAGAGGGCUAUGAGACAGGCCUGGCCCCACAGCGGUAGCGACGGGUAGUUCCCGAGCCAGCCUCCCGUGCUGCUCAGACCGAAGGGUUAUUUAUUGCUAUAGGGAAAGGCUGGGGGGUGUCCAUAGCCCGCAUGUGGGGAGGACACCUGGUCUGAGAGAUAUGGGCAGUUUUGUGAACAGUUUGUGAUGGAAGUGCAAGCCUGUUGCUUUACUUGACUGUAUCUUGGAGGUUCUGAAUUGGCCUGGGAAGAAACCCAGAAAUGAACCAUGGGGCACGUCAUUAUCCCUUUUUUUCCUACCAGCUCUUUACCCUCCCUCCACAUAAUGCUCUGUCUAGGGUUGGAACUCUGAAGAUGGAAGACGGCUACAUCUGGAGUUUGGGAGUUGGCUGGGGAAUAUAAAAUACUGGCUUUACACAGGAAAAGAGUCUUCUGAGGGGAGGGAGUCCAGCACGGGGUAAAAGCUCUCAUUAAAGUGAUGGCUUUCCAACAGGA